AUGAAUGAGGUUCUGCUUGUACAAGCUCACAAUGCUAAAAAUCCACCAACAUUUUUUAUUCAAUUUGCACCUUACAAUACUACACAAAAUUCAUCUCAAUGUUUCAUCAACUAUCCUGAUAUGUUAGACACUUAUGUUUACUGCGUUGCUGUCGGCAAGAAACCGAAGCUAAAUCAAACGCAAUUUUUCUUUGCUGGUGAACUGAUAAACAGUCGUAAUGGAGUAUUUAUUGGCGUAGCAAAGUACAAUCAGACAAAUAUAGUUUUGAAUGCGUCGAAUUCCUGUGCUUUGAGUUUCUCUUACUCUCUACAGUAUCUAAUCAAUUAUGAACAUCAAGAACAUUAUGUCAUUGGGGUUGAACCACAAGAUCGUUUUGCCUAUGGAUUUUCAAAUCAGUUUGUAUUUAUAUUUGAUUCUGUGAAUGGUUCAACUUUGGAAUCAUGGAAUGGCAAUUUAACAUGGCCGAAUAGCUCUUUUAUGCCUCAUGCUGUUGAUAUCAGUAACAAUUUCGGCAUUAUUGCAGGCUUUAUUCAAAAUGAUCCACAAGGAAGAGUCAAAUAUAGUCCAAUCAUUUAUCUGCUUAAUUUCAAUUCGUCAAAUCAUCCUCCAAUUGUUGUUGAUCAAUAUAUACCAAUAGCUACUCCCAGUACAUGGCAAGAUUUAUUGACCUAUUCGGAUGUGAAUAUCUAUUCAGCAAAGUAUGAUAUGUCAAUUAGUAUUAAUAGUCGUGGUGAUGUUUUAGUUGGUAUGCAAUUUAUAAAUCGAGUUUUCUUAUUUUCAGUAAAUAUUUCCAAUCCAACACAAUUGAUUUAUAUAAAUAGGAAUACCAAUGGUCGAUCAUUAGGUAAUGGAAAAAGUCUAGCCUGGUUAGAUAAUGAGAAUGUGGCCGCUAUACUUAUCAAUACCUAUUCACUCAAUUAUCAGUGGUCGUCAUCUCAAAUCUAUUUGUAUGACAUGAAAUCGAAUGUUUAUAAUUCUAAUAGUACUCCCAUAUCAAUUUUUCCUAACUAUCAUCAAGUGUUGCCGCAAAGUUUUAGUCCUGUAUUUUUAAAUAUCGUCUCAUCACCAAUAUCACUAACUUUGAUGGAUCAUAGUGGUAAUUUGUUAAUAUUCACUCCCACAUCAACAGGGUUCUAUCCAUCAAUACCAACAACAGGAUCAAAACCACUUAUUACAUCACCACAGCCUUGUCCGCCGGGUAUGUACAAGGAUCAAGUAGGCAUUAAUGAUUGUAUCCUCUGUCCGACUGGCACAAAAAACUCUGGUAAUGCCACCACUCAAUGUACACCAUGUGCACUAGAUGCAUUUUGUCCGCUUGGCUCAGUGAGUGAAAUAUCUUCAUCGGCAUUGGAAAACAUCGCACAAUUAAUUGCCUAUCCCAAAUCACCUGAAAGUACUAUAUUUGAUGAGGUUUCAUUACAAAAUAUGUUUCAUAUCGGAACUGGUCGUUGCCUUUUGGUAUCGCCUUUAUUUUGGACAUUGAUCGUAGGUGGUUUAGCUAUUCUGAUUGCUAUAGUAAUCAAGUUACUGAAAUAUUUUGUCGAUCAUACGACAUAUGUGCGGAUAAAAAACCGAACUCAUUACAUAUUUAAAAAAACAGAUUUGAUUGGUGAAGGUGAACUAUGGGUAGGUGGUUUAGCAUCAUUUGCUGUGGUUGUUCUCGUUAGCUUCGCCUAUGGAUUUAGCAAUUCCUAUUACAAACAAUAUCCUAUUGAAACAUCAACCGAUUCCUAUUUCGCUUGCGACCUAUCGACUCGUAAUGCUAAAUUUCAAACAAGUCUUCAAGCAUUAGGUAUACCACCGUCGAAAAAUGAGAAAAAGAUGUUCGAUUUAUUAAAUGAACAAAGUUUGUCUGGAAAUAUUUGGUCUUGUAUUCGUCUUGUACAAAUUAACUUUGCAACCAAUUUAUCGUUUGCUCCGUCGGACAGUGUUUCGUUAUCAUGA
Molecule: messenger RNA, 1944 nt
Organism: Rotaria sp. Silwood1
Lineage: Eukaryota; Metazoa; Rotifera; Eurotatoria; Philodinida; Philodinidae
Source: the annotation of a GenBank genome assembly